AUGCAAAGUAGGUGGCUGCGUGAUAGCUGUGAGGAGCGACAAGAAGACAAGAACAAGAACAAGAACAAGAACCUGAUCGUAAGUGCUCACGCACCUACGGAAACCGCUGAGGACAACAGUAAGGACGCCUUCUAUGAUGAACUCAAUGCGUUGAUGUCUAAAAUACCAAGCCAGCAGGUGGUCAUUGUCGGAAUCGACGCAAAUGCGAAGAUGGGACUCGAACAGCAAUCCGAUGUGCUAGGAAAAUGGUACUAUGCAGCGGAGCGCACGUAG
This is a messenger RNA of Necator americanus (New World hookworm), 273 nucleotides long. RefSeq lists its product as uncharacterized. The transcript has 2 exons. The record is from RefSeq and is a predicted model, not a curated record. NCBI's taxonomy places the organism in Eukaryota, Metazoa, Nematoda, Chromadorea, Rhabditida, Ancylostomatidae. The coding region runs from base 1 to 273 and encodes 90 amino acids.